AAAAAUCGCAAAAAAACGACCUUUUCACUCUUCUACUACCCUCAAGUAUGUUUCCGAGGGUGUUGGCAAUUUUUUAGGAGAUAGAGGAAGUCCUCAAAAACGAUAAAUGCGACACCACACGAGCAAACCGGAAGUGAUGAGACGUGGAUGAACGAUCGAAUAACUUAGGCCUCAGACGGUCUAUGCUAUUAGUGAAGAAAACAUCGACGAAUAAUUCCAGAAAAAAUGGAGAUCGAAAUUCUUGGGGCGAGAAACUCGAACCCCAUAACAACCGUCAGAGUGACCGAGAGCACAACAAUAGGUGAAAUAAAAAAAGAAUUGAAUAAACAAAAGAAAGCACCUUACGUCGAACGCCAGAGUCUCCGGGCCGAGGCAAAGGGCAAGUCAUUGUCAGACUCAGAGACAGUCAAGUCAUUGGGUCUCCGGAAUUCCUCAAAACUUUAUUACAAAGAUCUCGGCCCCCAGAUUGGCUGGAAAACAGUUUUCCUGGCUGAAUACGCUGGCCCCCUGUUCGUUUAUCUAUGGGUUUACACCAGGCCCUGGAUAUUCUACGGAGAAACGAGCCAAGAAGCUGGGCCUGUCGUCCACUAUGCCGCAGCCUGUUGGACCAUCCACUACGCAAAAAGAAUUCUGGAGACACUGUUUGUCCAUCGUUUCAGUCACGCAACAAUGCCCCUUCGAAACUUGUUCAAAAAUUGCUCGUACUACUGGCUUUUCACGAUGUACGUCGCAUAUCAUGUAAAUCAUCCACUGUACAGUGAGCCCAGCGGUGCUGCCUCGGCCAUUGGUCUCGUUAUGUUCGUAAUUUGCGAGUUAGGUAAUCUGAGUAUACACUUGGCCCUGAGGGAUCUGAGGCCACCAGGCACAACAGUCAGAAGAAUUCCCCAGGCCACUGAUAAUCCACUCACAUCUCUCUUCAACUCUGUCUCAUGUCCCAAUUACACUUACGAAGUUGGAAGUUGGAUUGGAUUCACAAUAAUGACGAAAUGUCUUCCAGCUGCACUGUUUACACUGGCCGGUGCUUAUCAAAUGAGCAUCUGGGCACUGGGAAAGCAUCGAGCCUACAAGAGGGAAUUUCCGAAUUAUCCCAAGGAUCGCAAAGCCAUCAUUCCUGGUUUACUUUAAAUCAUUGAUCUCUCUAUCUCUCUUGAACUUAAACGGGUUUAUUUCAAUUAUUUUAAACUGUUCUUUUAUUUAAGGUUGGUACUAUUUAAUGACAGUUAUUUAUGCUCAAUUGGUUAUCUUUUUCAUCGUCUCAAUAAAUAACAUUUUAUAGAAUA
Molecule: messenger RNA, 1280 nt
Organism: Diachasma alloeum
Lineage: Eukaryota; Metazoa; Arthropoda; Insecta; Hymenoptera; Braconidae
Gene: Sc2
Product: very-long-chain enoyl-CoA reductase
Exons: 6
Coding region: 226-1125 (299 amino acids)
Biological process (GO): very long-chain fatty acid biosynthetic process
Molecular function (GO): oxidoreductase activity, acting on the CH-CH group of donors; protein binding
Source: RefSeq, a predicted model, not a curated record